AUGUCUAAUUCUCAGCUAUACCUUGAGCACGUCCUCAACCUCAGGAACCAAUACAAUAUUGACAGACGAUCACUAGUUCCUACUUUGGACUUUGUCAAACUUCUUGGUAGCCUCGCAAGAUUUCUUCUCGACUCUGCCUUUUACAAGAAAGCGGAGAAUACAGAACUCAUUGCAAGGGAGGCUUUCCAGGAGCUUUGCGAAGAAGAUGAGAGGGUAUCGGCGGACCUCAAUAUCUUGCAAGCUUUGUCACUGGCGCACCAGGGUUCCUUUUCCCGUGCCAAGGGUCUCCUUGAUGAGACGUAUCUCUAUACGCUGGCCAAUGCUUUCCCUCCCGCCGAACUCCAACUAAGCCGGGCAUUCACCAUUAUGGGAAACGUGGAAGCAUCGUUGGGUAACAUUGUUUCGAUGCGUUGGCAUGCAAAGGCAAUCAAGCAAAGGCUGGAUGGUUACAGAAGGGAACCGCCUAAGCGAGAUGACGAACACGCUGCAAUCCCGUUAUUGGAAAAGGUCCAGGCUAACUUGGGAAGAUUCUUUUUCGGUGACUCGGAUGACUUGGAUGACCGGGAUGAAGUUGGCCUCUCGCCUGUUGUCGCAUUGGCUUAUGCCUCUGACUCUCGUUACUGGGUCAUGCGUGCAUACGAACACUUCAGGCUCGGAAAUCUUGCCCGCAGAGUGGAGGAGUUCGAAAAGGCUCAUGAGGAGUAUGCAAACGCGCGACAACUAUGGCGUCAUGGGACCAGGUUGGACACGCACCAUUUCCAUGGCGCGUGCUUGUACAAGCUCGGCUGUGUCGCAUGCGAUCGAUGUGAAUUUGAGUCUGCCAGGUUUGUGAUUUUCGACACCGACGCGCAAAACGCAUACAAGAUCUAA
Messenger RNA from Cordyceps fumosorosea ARSEF 2679, 870 nucleotides. RefSeq names its product Tetratricopeptide-like helical. The record is from RefSeq and is a predicted model, not a curated record. Lineage: Eukaryota; Fungi; Ascomycota; Sordariomycetes; Hypocreales; Cordycipitaceae. The transcript has 3 exons. The coding region runs from base 1 to 870 and encodes 289 amino acids.